AUCAGAAAAAUUAUUAUACCAUAUUCAAGUGUUACCGUUACCAUAUAUAUUGUUACAGUAUAGGGUUUAGUUCACGGCUUCAAGCAACUAGCUAGUGUUGAUGAAAAUGGAAAUCUUGAUCAAGUGUGUCAUUAGAUGUCCAAAAAAUGGUACUGAUGAAUUGGAGAAAGAAGAUGCGGUAGAAAAACUUCUUCAGGAUUGGAAACCUCCAGAGGUCCCUCUUUAUGAUGUUUAUCAUAGGAAAGGAAUUUCUUGUCUGUGUAAUGUUUUCCAUAAGAAGGGAACUUUUGAAUCGAAAUCAGGUGGCUAUGCGAUCAAAACCAUAGAAAAAACGGUGUCGAUCCAAAAUAAAGGCCAAGUUGAGCUUCAAUUGCAUGCAAGCCGUACCAUCCAAGAGCACAAGAUGAGCUACGCCUACCUCCAUACGGGGUUAGUACAAGUGGGUGUGAAGCCUUUAACUAGAAAAGGUUUGAAUACAUCUGUGUUGGUUUUUCUUCGCGAUGGUCGAUUUCUCAAGUUCAAAGACUCUCUAUUGGCCACCAUGGAGACCUCUCUCAGUGAUGGACCAGUUUAUUUCAAUUGUUAUCCCAACUAUCCAGUGUCAUUAAAGGAUGCCUUAGACACUUGGAAACUGUAUGUUAGAACUCAAAAUGGGGAUGAUGGAGAUAAUAAUCAGGAGGGCUCAAAAGAUAUUGCUAUUGUUUAUAGGGUUUAUUACAAAGUAAUGACCUCAGCUUCUAGUCGGGGCUCAAAAGUGUCACUCACAACCGGGAAAACAACUUUCAUACAGACAAAUCUACUCAAGGAUAACAUUGCUGUGGCGAAAACAGUGGAAUGGGAUUCAUUUCAAGUCCCGAAUGAUGUGUAGCAUCGCCUGCAGGCGUGGCUUAAUGUCUUGGUGAGAGGAAGCUAGCAAGGGUAAAGAUGGAGUUGCUCUAUGUCAAGGAAUUAAGCUAGUCUUUGUUGGCAAUUAGCAUAAAUGGGAUUGGCGAUGGUUUGGAUGGCUUGGUUCUUUCUUUAGUCUUUUUAUCCAUGUCUAUUAUGUUUUGUGAGGUGCAUUUAUUAUUAUUAUUAAUUUUCUGUUUUUUUUUUUAAUCAGUUUUGCAUACUUGUUUGAACUAAUUUUCGCCAUGUAGUUUGGUCAGGGUUGGCUUGUA
Cornus florida is the source of this 1157-nucleotide messenger RNA. RefSeq lists its product as uncharacterized. The record is from RefSeq and is a predicted model, not a curated record. Bases 101 to 868 code for a protein of 255 amino acids. Lineage: Eukaryota; Viridiplantae; Streptophyta; Magnoliopsida; Cornales; Cornaceae. The transcript is spliced from 2 exons.